Molecule: messenger RNA, 5820 nt
Organism: Salvelinus fontinalis (brook trout)
Lineage: Eukaryota; Metazoa; Chordata; Actinopteri; Salmoniformes; Salmonidae
Product: zinc finger protein 239-like
Exons: 2
Coding region: 238-1209 (323 amino acids)
Biological process (GO): regulation of transcription by RNA polymerase II
Molecular function (GO): RNA polymerase II cis-regulatory region sequence-specific DNA binding; DNA-binding transcription factor activity, RNA polymerase II-specific
Source: RefSeq, a predicted model, not a curated record
CAUAAACAGCUCGUCAACCACCUCGGUAGCUUGUUAGCCAACAUAGCCGAAAGAUUCUAGCUAUUUAUACGCUUUCGGUGUAUAUUAGCUUCUGUGUUUUCGACACACUUAGGUCGUAUCUACUUGUUAACCUAUUUAAUAUUACGUUAUUUUGUAUUAGUCAGCUAUAGUAGCUGGCUGGUUAAAUUAGCAAUAGCCUAGUCGCUAAUGAUAGCUUGCUAGCUAUUAUCCCCGAACAUGAGCUCCCUAAACAUCCCCUCUCCUGUUAAAGAAGAGGUCUGCUGGACGGAGAAAGAAGCUCUCGUGAAAGAGUUGAAGGAAGAGGAGGAUGUCACAGUAAAACAAGAAGUAGAGCGUGAGGCUGUUACCCUGAAAGAAGAAGAGAAAGACGUUUCAGUGAAAGAAGAGGAAGACGCGUUCAGAGUGAAAGAGGAGGAGGAUGUUACAGUAAAAGAAGAGGAUGCAGUUUUUGGUGUGAAAGAAGAGGAGGUUGGAGAUCCGUUUAAACCCAGAGAGAGACGGGACUAUCGUGUAUCCUCUGGGGAUCUUCAACGACAUCAUGAUGCUGACGAGGCAGAGAAAAGUCUCUCCAGAUCAGAACUCCUCAAGAAACACCAGCGAGAGAAACUGUACUGCUGCUCUGACUGUGGGAAAAGAUUAAACUCUUCACUAGGCCUUAAAAUACAUCAAAGAAUUCACACUGGAGAUAAACGUUAUGGCUGUGAUCAAUGUGGGAAGAGUUUUAUUCGGCUACAAACCCUGAAAUCACACCAGAGAAUACACACUGGAGAGAAACCUUAUGGCUGUGAUCAAUGUGGGAAGAGUUUUACUCAGCUAAACAGCCUGACAGUACACCAGCGGACACACACAGGAGAGAAACCUUAUGGCUGUAAUCAAUGUGGGAAGAGUUUUACUACGUCUAGCUAUCUAACUAUACACAAGAGAACACACACAGGAGAGAAACCAUAUAGCUGUAAUCAAUGUGGGAAGAGUUUUACUCAGCUAAACAGCCUGAAAGUACACCAGCGGACACACACAGGAGAGAAAUCUUAUGGCUGUGAUCAAUGUGUAAAGAGUUUUAGUACGUUUGGCUGUCUGACUAUACACCAGAGAACACACACAGGAGAGAAAUCUCAUAACUGUAAUCAGUGUGGGAAGAGAUACUCUGAUAAAAGAUCUCUGAUCAAACAUCAGAAAAUACAUACAUGAAGAAGUUGUUUCAUGAUAUCAAUGAAAUGAUGUCACAAUGUAGAAUGUUUUAACAUUGUAGUAGGAGUAUUUUAAUAAUGUCACAAUGUAGAACCCUAAACGUUUGCCCCCUGUUCUAUUGAUUUCAACAUGAUAUGGAUAUUAGCCUCAGGGGGAAAAUCCAGGCUCUGAAUUGAAAGAGUACUAUUUAUGUGAUUUAACAAAAAGUGACCAACACAAAAAAGAGUUGUUACACUUCUCGCGUUGGCGACCCACUUGAAUCAAAAUGCAACACUUCAAAAUGUAGCGAGCUGUUUUCUACAAGUUGUCCUCUAACCAGGGAUGUACACAUUACUCCCAGAUUCCGUGUGGUUUUUGAGCUGUUAGUUUUAACAGGACGUGCAACCUCAUCUCCCUCUUCUCACACAAUUGAUUUUAGCAUGAUAUCGAUGAGUGAUGACAAAUAAGUGUUGUGUUCCUUUGUUUAGCGACCCCUACAUUUAAACGCAUCACUCCCAAAUGUCUUCUGCAGGUUUUUUUUUAUUUUUUUUAUUUCACCUUUAUUUAACCAGGUAGGCUAGUUGAGAACGAGUUCUCAUUUGCAACUGCGACCUGGCCAAGAUAAAGCAUAGCAGUGUGAACAGACAACAACACAGAGUUACACAUGGAGUAAACAAUAAACAAGUCAAUAACAUGGUAGAAAAAAAGAGAAUCUAUAUACAAUGUGUGUAAAAAGCAUGAGGAGGUAGGCAAUAAAUCGAAUAAUUACAAUUUAGCAGAUUAACACUGGAGUGAUAAAUCAUCAGAUGAUCAUGUGCAAGUAGAGAUACUGUUGUGCAAAAGAGCAGAAAAGUAAAUAAAUAAAAGCAGUAUGGGGGGUGAGGUAGGUAAAUUGGGUGGGCUAUAUACCGAUGGACUAUGUACAGCUGCAGCGAUCGGUUAGCUGCUCGGAUAGCAGAUGUUUAAAGUUGUUGAGGGAGAUAAAAGGCUCCAACUUCAGAGAUUUUUGCAAUUCGUUCCAGUCGCAGGCAGCAGAGAACUGGAAGGAAAGGCGUCCAAAUGAGGUUUUGGCUUUAGGGAUGAUCAGUGAGAUACACCUGCUGGAGCGCGUGCUACGGGUGGGUGUAGCCAUCAUGACCAGUGAACUGAGAUAAGGCGGCACUUUACCUAGCAUAGCCUUGUAGAUGACCUGGAACCAGUGGGUCUGACGACGAACAUGUAGCGAGGGCCAGCCGACUAGGGCUUACAGGUCGCAGUGGUGGGUCGUAUAAGGUGUUUUAGUAACAAAACGGAUGGCACUGUGAUAAACUGCAUCCAGUUUGCUGAGUAGAGUAUUGGAAGCUAUUUUGUAGAUGACAUCGCCGAAGUCGAGGAUCGGUAGGAUAGUCAGUUUUAUUAGGGUAAGUUUGGCGGCGUGAAUGAAGGAGGCUUUGUUGCGAAAUAGAAAGCCGACUAGAUUUGAUUUUGGAUUGGAGAUGUUUGAAAUGAGUCUGGAAGGAGAGUUUUCAGUCUAGCCAGACACCUAGGUACUUAUAGAUGUCCACAUAUUCUAGGUCGGAACCGUCCAGGGUGGUGAUGCUAGUCGGGCGUGCGGGUGCAGGCAGCAAACGGUUGAAAAGCAUGCAUUUGGUUUUACUACAUUUACAUUUAAGUCAUUUAGCAGACGCUCUUAUCCAGAGCGACUUACAAAUUGGUGCAUUCACCUUAUGAUAUCCAGUGGAACAACCACUUUACAAUAAUGCAUCUAACUCUUUUAAGGGGGGGGGGGGUUAGAAGGAUUACUUUAUCCUAUCCUAGUUAUUCCUUAAAGAGGUGGGGUUUCAGGUGUCUCCAGAAGGUGGUGAUUGACUCCGCUGACCUGGCGUCGUGAGGGAGUUUGUUCCACCAUUGGGGUGCCAGAGCAGCGAACAGUUUUGACUGGGCUGAGCGGGAACUGUACUUCCUCAGAGGUAGGGAGGCGAGCAGGCCAGAGGUGGAUGAACGCAGUGCCCUUGUUUAAACUAGCGUUUAAGAGCAGUUGGAGGCCACGGAAGGAGUGUUGUAUGGCAUUGAAGCUUGUUUGGAGGUUAGAUAGCACAGUGUCCAAGGAAGGGCCAGAAGUAUACAGAAUGGUGUCGUCUGCGUAGAGGUGGAUCAGGGAAUCACCCGCAGCAAGAGCAACAUCAUUGAUAUAUACAGAGAAAAGAGUCGGCCCGAUAAUUGAACCCUGUGGUACCCCCAUAGAGACUGCCAGAGGACCGAACAACAUGCCCUCCGAUUUGACACACUGAACUCUGUCUGCAAAGUUGUUGGUGAACCAGGCAAGGCAGUCAUUAGAAAAACCGAGGCUACUGAGUCUGCCGAUAAGAAUAUGGUGAUUGACAGAGUCGAAAGCCUUGGCCAGGUCGAUGAAGACGGCUGCACAGUAAUGUCUUUUAUCGAUGGCGGUUAUGAUAUCGUUUAGUACCUUGAGCGUGGCUGAGGUGCACCCGUGACCGGCUCGGAAACCGGAUUGCACAGCGGAAAAGGUACGGUGGGAUUCGAGAUGGUCAGUGAUCUGUUUGUUGACUUGGCUUUCGAAGACCUUAGAUGGGCAGGGCAGGAUGGAUAUAGGUCUGUAACAGUUUGGGUCCAGGGUGUCUCCCCCUUUGAAGAGGGGGAUGACCGCGGCAGCUUUCCAAUCCUUGGGGAUCUCAGAUGAUACGAAGGAGAGGUUGAACAGGCUGGUAAUAGGGGGUGCGACAAUGGCGGCGGAAAGUUUCAGAAAUAGGGGUCCAGAUUGUCAAGCCCAGCUGAUUUGUAUGGGUCCAGGUUUUCCAGCUCUUUCAGAACAUCUGCUAUCUGGAUAUGGGUAAAGGAGAAGCUGGGGAGGCUUGGGCGAGUAGCAGCAGGGGGGGCGGGGCUGUUGGCCAAGGUUGGAGUCGCCAGGAGGAAGGCAUGGCCAGCCAUUGAGAAAUGCUUGUUGAAGUUUUCGAUUAUCACGGAUUUAUCGGUGGUGACCGUGUUACCUAGCCUCAGUGCAGUGGGCAGCUGGGAGGAGGUGCUCUUGUUUUCCAUGGACUUUACAGUAUCCCAGAACUUUUUGGAGUUAGAGGUACAGGAUGCAAAUUUCUGCUUGAAAAAGCUGGCCUUUGCUUUCCUGACGGGAUGAGGUCAAUAUCCUUCCAGGGUACCCGGGCCAGGUCGAUUAGAAAGGCCUGCUUGUAGAAGUGUUUUAGGGAGCGUUUGACAGUGAUGAGGGGUGGUCGUUUGACCGCGGACCCGUAGCGGAUACAGGCAAUGAGGCAGGUUCGCUGAGAUCUUGAUUGAAGACAGCAGAAGUGUAUUUGGAGGUCAAGUUGGUCAGGAUAAUGUCUAUUAGGGUGCCCAUGUUUACGGAUUUAGGGUUGUACCUGGUGGGUUCCUUGAUGAUUUGUGUGAGAUUGAGGGCAUCAAGCUUAGAUUGUAGGACUGCCAGGGUGUUAAGCAUAUCCCAGUUUAGGUCACCUAACAGAACAAACUCUGAAGCUAGAUGGGGAGCGAUCAAUUCACAGAUGGUGUCCAGGGCACAGCUGGGAGCUGAGGGGGGUCAGUAGCAGGCGGCAACAGUGAGAGACUUAUUUCUGGAGAGAAUAAUUUUUUUAAUUAUUAGUUCGAACUGUUUGGGCAUAGACCUGGAAAGUAUGACAGAACUUUGCAGGCUAUCUCUGCAGUAGAUUGCAACUCCUCCCACUUUGGCAGUUCUAUCUUGACGGAAAGUGUUUAUAGUUGGGUAUGGAAAUCUCAGAAUUUUUGGUGGCCUUCCUAAGCCAGGAUUCAGACACGUCAAGGACAUCAGGGUUGGCAGAGUGUGCUAAAGCAGUGAGUAAGACAAACUUAGGGAGGAGGCUUCUGAUGUUGACAUGCAUGAGGCCAAGGCUUUUUCGAUCACAGAAGUCAACAAAUGAGGGUGCCUGGGGACAUGCAGGGCCUGGGUUUACCUCCACAUCACCCAAGGAAUAGAGGAGUAGUGGGAUGAGGGUACGGCUAAAGGCUAUCAAAACUGGUCGCCUAGAGCGUUGGGGACAAGGAAUAAAAGGAGCAGAUUUAUGGGCGUGGUAGAAUAGAUUCUGGGCAUAAUGUGCAGACAGGGGUAUGGUGGGGCACGGGUACAGCGGAGGCAAGCCCAGGCACUGGGUGAUGAUAAGAGAGGUUGUAUCUCUGGACAUGCUGGUCUCAAUGGGUGAGGUCACCGCAUGUGUGGGAGGUGGGACAAAGGAGGUAUCAGAGGUACGGAGAGUGGAACUACGGGGUCCAUUGCAAACCAAAACAAUGAUAACUAGCCUGAACAACAGUAUACAAGGCAUAUUGAUAUUUGAGAGAGACAUACAGUAAGGCAUAAAGUGAUUGCAGGUCUUGAUUGGGAGAGCUAGCUAAAACAACAGGUGAGAUAACAGCAGCUAGUCAGCUAACACAGCAACAGCAGGUAAAAAUGGCGACGACUAGGCAGAGAGGGUUGGAUUAACUACACACAGAGCCUGAGUUAAAACACAGAGCCGACAGAUAAAACACAAAUUGUUUUAUCUGUUUGAGGUUGUCCUCAAACCAGUGAGGUAAAAGAUAUCUCCCAUUUCCGUGUUUUUUUUUUAGUUGUGUUAGUUUCAACAGCAAGUACAACCUGAUUUACCAACCCCC